Messenger RNA from Thamnophis sirtalis, 923 nucleotides. The record is from RefSeq and is a predicted model, not a curated record. Lineage: Eukaryota; Metazoa; Chordata; Lepidosauria; Squamata; Natricidae.
AUCUCAAGCAGCACAUGGCCCAGAAGCUGCUGGCAUUGAAAACCCGGCGUUACCAUCCGGGCAGGGCACCCCACAGCUGGGCACACGAGAUUGACAGCUGUGCCAUUUGCCUGGACCAGUUUCAGAGGAAUCAGUGUCUCCGGGUGCUGCCCUGCCUGCACGAAUUCCACCGAGACUGCGUCGACCCCUGGCUUCUCCUGCAACAGACUUGCCCUCUCUGUAAACACAACGUUCUCGGAAACUGUUGCUGAGAAAGGUAGCAAAACCUGUUCUUCUUGCACUCAAGGGAAGAGCGCAUCUCCCCUAGAAGCCAUUCUCUAGAGAACAAUGUUUCCCGCCCCCCUCAAACGUGGCUGCUUCUUAAGACGGGUGGACUUCAACUCCCAGAAUUCCCCCAGCCAUCCCUCAAACCAGAAUUCUGGGGAGUUGAAGUCCACCCGUGUUAAAAAGCGUCCAUGUUUGAGAGAAACGCUGCCCUUGGGUUUUGGACGGUCUCUGGGUUUGCUUCGACCAGAGAAGUUGCUGCUCCGGAGCCCCGCCAGGACAAGGAACGACGGCCGCAGAUGUAAACAAGGCGUCCCUCUCUUCCGUCGGCCUUGUUUGUGCAUCCUCUCCUGCCACCAUCACCACCCCGGACUGAAAUCCGUGCCCUUAUCGGCGUGCGUGUGUUCUCCGGACAUUUUUGUGCAGCGUGGAUUCCGAGCUGGGUGUCCCCGUCUCGUGGAGGGACGAAGACGAUGGCCGACACGACGUGAGGUUUCCAACCGUCUCCUUUUUAGUGACGAUUUGCAAAGGGGAAAAAAACCGAGAUUCAGCCGGUUGGGGUGGGAGGGGACGGAGGGUUGAAAUUUGUUUCUUUAUUUAUACUAACUUAUUUGGGAAAGAGUUGGGGAGGGUCUUGGGACGAUGUCUUGGAAAAAGCU